AUGGACUUCUAUUUAGCAGGAAGACAGAAUUAUGUCUGUGACAAAGUUACUCUUGGUGGACCGUUCACAGAUAUCACUCUUCCUCCAGAUUUCAAGAUAUUAACCAAAGAGCUAAUUUCUCAGAUGAGAUACUUUGUAACGUACUUACCAGUAAUAGAUCCAAGAAGUUUUCCAUUGAGAAAACUUUUCACUCAAAUCGAAGAACCUGCACACUUUGACCAUCCCAUUCUACGAUCAGUUGACGAACUCGAAAUAGAAGAUGGAUACGAUGGAAUGCUUCCGUUCAUUGAUGAAAAUAUCACGAGUAAAACGGUGGUUUUUUCUUCUUGUGAUGUUCCACAUGAUGAUGUUUUGAAAUUGAUAAGAAACUGGGAGAAGAACGGUAAAGAGUUGGGAACAACGUACAAAUUCGACGACUACAAAGCUGGUUCUCAAAUGUCUACAAUGUGUCAAUUGAAGAAAAAGCUCAGUGAAUUCAAAAACAAACGAUACAAUGGAACCACAGAAUCUCCAUUUCUAAUCAUCCCAAUCGAUAACACAACUUCCUGUAUUAAUGUAUACAGUACCGGACAAACUGAAGAAUUUGAAACCAUACUCAAAGUGGAACAUGCGAAACAAAAAAGACAAAAAAAACAAAGAAGUGAAGAUGCGCCUGUUACUUGCAAGAAGGCAAAAAGAUGA
Messenger RNA from Caenorhabditis remanei, 681 nucleotides. RefSeq lists its product as uncharacterized. The transcript has 2 exons. The record is from RefSeq and is a predicted model, not a curated record. Lineage: Eukaryota; Metazoa; Nematoda; Chromadorea; Rhabditida; Rhabditidae. Bases 1 to 681 code for a protein of 226 amino acids.